Molecule: messenger RNA, 2514 nt
Organism: Papaver somniferum (opium poppy)
Lineage: Eukaryota; Viridiplantae; Streptophyta; Magnoliopsida; Ranunculales; Papaveraceae
Exons: 9
Coding region: 1-2514 (837 amino acids)
Source: RefSeq, a predicted model, not a curated record
AUGGCUUGGGAAGUUCCAUACCAGGAUGCAGUAAAGAAGUUCGUAGAGUUGGCCCAUGAGAAACUUGGAAAUCCUUCUAAGUUUAGUUUUCCUUGUGUGGAUUGUAAGAAUCUUGCUUCACCACUUCCUCCUGGUACAAUACAUACGCACUUGCUAAAACGGGGUAUGGAUCCUACUUACACCGAGUGGGUUCUUCACGGGGAGAAGGUUAGCAAUUUUAAUAAUGUUCGUGAAGAGGGAGCAACACGUCAACGUACUUUCUACCAGAUGUGGACAUAUGCUAAUGUUGAAGGCGAUGUCGAACCAGGGCAAGGGGUUUGUGAACCUAGGCAGGAUGAAGGGUUGCCAAACCACGACGAAGGGUUGCUGAACGAGAUUGAAGAGGUUGACUUCCCUUUAUACCCUGGUUGUCAUUGUCUUCCUAAAUCAACUUAUGAAGUGAAGAAGUUGCUGAAAGCUUUCCAUCUCACUUAUGAGAAAAUACAUGCAUGUCAGAAUGAUUGUUGUUUGUUUAGAAAUGAUUUGAAAGACGCAGAUGAAUGUCCUAAAUGUCACUAUUCUAGGUGGAAGGAAGACACAUCUAACAUGGACAAUGCUGACCUGAUAGACGAGCCCAAAAAGAAUAUACCGAUGAAUGUGCUUAGAUACUUCCCCAUUGUGCCGAGAUUAAGGAGAUUGUAUAAAUCAGCAGAGCUAGAUCAGCAGUUGAUAUGGCACGCGACUCAUAAGAGUAAAGAUGGGAAGAUGCGUCAUCCAACAGAUUCUUUGGCUUGGAAGCACAUAGACACAAAGUUCCCCGAGUUUGCUUCAGAACUGCGUAAUUUGCGUCUUGGGCUUGCUGCUGAUGGACUUAAUCCUUUUUGCGAUCUUUCUGCAUCCCACAGUUGUUGGCCGGUGUUGCUUGUGUUAUAUAAUCAUCCCCCUCAGCUGUGUAUGCAAGGCGACAAUAUUAUUUUAAGCUUGCUGAUUUCAGGAAAGAAACAACCAGGUAGAGACAUCGAUAUAUAUUUGCAACCACUGAUUGAUGAUCUGAUUAAGUUGUGGAAUGACGUGGUCGAGGUUUAUGAUUCGUAUAGUAAGACAAUGUUCAACUUGAAGGCAUUAUUGAUGUGGACGAUAAACGAUUUUCCUGCUUAUGGUAACCUAUAUGGAUGUACGUAUAAAGGGAAGGCAGCCUUCCCUAUUUGUGGUGAUAAUACUCUUUCAAACUAUUUGUCGUUUAGUCGUAAAACUGUUUACAUGAAUCAUAGGAGAUUUCUACCUCAUAAUCAUUCUCUUCGAUCGAUUAAGAAGAAAGCCUGUUUCAAUGGAGAGAUUGAGAGGAAGGAAAAGCCACCUACUAUGUCUGGUGCAGAGGCUUUUCAACGUCAAAGCAGUAUUGUGAAUGACUUUGGAAAAGCGAAGCAGAACGAGGCGGAGAAAAGGAAAGAUAAAGAAGAAUACUUGCAUCCAAAAAUCAUAGAUGGCAAAACAUGGCUUGAACCAGGACCAUAUAACUUAAGCGAUAAGGGAAAGGGUAUAUUUUAUAAUAGGAUGAGAAAUUUGAAAGUUCCAUAUGGGUAUAGUUCUGAUCUUAGGAGGCAUUUCUGUAAGGAUGGUUGCUUGGGUGUCCUUAAGGCUCAUGAUUUCCAUGUUCUUAUGCAACAAAUAUUACCUGUAGAUUUGAAGGAACUUUUACAUGAUGGGCCAAGUACUGCGAUUAACCGGUUAUGUUCUUAUUUUAACGAAAUAUGCCAAAGGGCUGUUGAUCUGACUAGAUUAUUAGAACUUGAAGAAGAAAUUGAUGUGACUUUGUGUAUGUUGGAGAUGUACUUCCCUACAUCAUUUUUUGAUGUGAUGAUACACUUGAAAAUUCACCUAGCUCGAGAAGUGUGUUUAUGUGGACCCGUACAAUAUCGUUGGAUGUAUCCAUUUGAAAGGUAUUUAGAUGUUCAUGCGGACAAAGCAUAUGAAGGAGAAGUAAAUCAAAGCCGUAAUGAAAACAUUCAACAUGAUUCCACACCGGCAGGGUGUCCUCUUUCUAAAGGUGUUCAAGUGUAUAUUGGUAGUGAUAUGCUGAAGAUCGCUCAUAGAUAUGUGCUUUUUAACACAACAACAAUUGACCCAUAUAGAACAAUGCACAUGGAUGAGUUAAGAUCCUCCCAUACUGACGGUGAAGACCAACUCCUUUCCAUACACUCGGACACAUUUGCAGAUUGGAUACGGAAAAAGGUCUCAAUCCCGGAUAAAGGAGGAGAGAAAAGUCAAUACUUUGAGCAUUUGCAUCUUCUUCAGAACUGGUGUUUGCUUCACCAAAACUUGCAUGAAUCUGGUACUAUGUUCUUCCUGAUGGUGUUAGGUAUAAUGAGGCUUCCGAAGAAAACUACGCGGAAAGGCCCAAAGAUAUCUUCGUCGAUUGAUCCUCCUCCGCGAAUGGAUCAUCCUGAUGCUACGCCAUCUCCUCCUCCUGAGGUACCUGCGGGUACUGAGAUGGCUACAGUUGCUUAUGAAGCUGCAGAUGCUGAGGCUAAAUAG